This is a messenger RNA of Haliotis rufescens (red abalone), 2463 nucleotides long. RefSeq names its product transmembrane cell adhesion receptor mua-3-like. Bases 59 to 2404 code for a protein of 781 amino acids. Lineage: Eukaryota; Metazoa; Mollusca; Gastropoda; Lepetellida; Haliotidae. The transcript has 14 exons. The record is from RefSeq and is a predicted model, not a curated record. Gene Ontology annotation, molecular function: calcium ion binding.
AACACACAGAAACAUCAGAACAUCAGAAGGACAGACCAGUCACAACAGAGUACAGAAGAUGACAGCCAAAAUUUGUCUCCUCCUCUUUGGAAUACUGUCAUACGCAAAUGCAUAUCCAAUAUGCUACACACGAAUUUGUCUAAACGGAGCAACUUGUGACGGGAAUUUGGGUUGUGUGUGUACAGCAGGGUAUACUGGAAAAGUGUGUGAAACUUCUCUCAGGGAUUGCCUGAGUGCACCCCAAGACUGCCACCUCAAAGCUUCCUGUGUCAAUACUAACGGGUCCUAUGAAUGCCAGUGUUUACCUGGCUAUAACGGAGAUGGAAGAUCUACUUGCAAGGCUGCUGACAGAUGCCUUGAAACGCCUUGUCAGAAUGCUGGGAUAUGCACAAGUAAUGCGACCAACUUCUAUUGUAGAUGUCUGCUCGGAUAUUCUGGUCCUUUGUGUGAAAAAAAAUGCGAGCAACAAAAAAUGGACAUUCUUCUCAUAGAGGACGUCUCGUCAUCAAUCUCUAAAGAGGAAUACAGGAAGAUUAAGGACUUUGAAAUAGAAAUGGUCAGUUAUUCCCACAUAAACUCCAGCAUUGUGAACGUGGCUCUGAUGGUGUACGCAGGAAAGGCGAGACUGGUAUUUCCCUUGAAUGCAUACAGUGACAACAAGACAGCAGCUGUUAACGCUGUUAACGCCCCACAACUAGUCGGCGGUUCUACAUUCCUCGGCGAUGCUAUCAACCUGGCUGUAUCCGAUGUGUUUGUGCAGAGCAAUGGCGACCGUCCAGAUGCUGAAAAUGUUGUUAUCUUAUUUACGGAUGGCAAAAGUAGUAAGAAGUCAGCCAUCGAUAAGAACAUUGGACGUCUGCUCACAGAAGCAGCUAUUUACGUCGUUCCAAUUUCAUCAGAUACUGACAUGGUUGAUAUAGCCGAGGUAGCUGCAGCCCCUGAUGAGGAACAUGUCUUUUCUAUGAGCAACCCUCUGGCUCUUGAUGAAAUCAAAGAAAGAACCAUCUAUGAGCACUGCGGACGAGACGUGGCCCUAAUGGAAUAUGUGGAUCCUCCGUUUGGCAAGAAGUUCAAAACCCCCAAAUGUACGAGAAUCUGUACUUUACUAAGUGUUAUCCCAAAUAUAACGUUUGUUACAUUCAAUUACAUGCCCAAUGUUUCACGUGAGGUUUCCACAAAUUCACAGAAGAUGACAGCGAAGAUUUGUUUGCUCCUGCUUGCAACACUGUCAUAUGCAAACGCAGGUCGAUGCCUUUACAAUAUUUGCUGGAAUGGAGGAACCUGUUCCAUUUUAGAAAAGACUAAUGCACUGCAGUGUAAAUGUCCCCCUGGUUUCCACGGAUUUGUUUGCGAGACCUCCGAUUCGCCAUGCACACGACAACCUUGCUACAAUGGCGCAACGUGUGUAGAUGGAUCCGGAACAGACUACAGGUGUACAUGUACAGAUGGGUUUCGGGGACAACAUUGUAAUGAGACAGAUUGUUACACACGAUCAUGUCGAAACGGAGCAACUUGUAACACCAUGCUUGGAUGUAUAUGUGCAGCAGGGUAUACUGGAAUUGAUUGUGAGACACCUCUCAACGGUUGCAGGAAUGCAACCCAAGACUGUCACCCUAAAGCUUCCUGUGUCAAGACUAACGGGUCCCAUGAAUGCCAGUGUUUACCUGGCUAUAACGGAGAUGGAAAAUCUACUUGCAACAUUACUGACAGAUGCCUCGAAAAGCCUUGUCAGAAUGAAGGAAUCUGCACAAGUAAUUCGACUAACUUCAAUUGUAGAUGUCUGCUCGGAUAUACUGGUCCUAUGUGUGAAAAAAAAUGUGAGCAACAGAAAAUGGACAUUCUUCUCAUAGAGGACAUUUCGACAUCAAUCUCUGAAGAGGAAUACAGGACGAUUAAGGACUUUGAAAUAGAAAUGGUCAGUUAUUCCCACAUAAAUUCCAGCAUUGUGAACGUGGCUCUGAUGGUGUACGCAGGAAUGGCGAGACUAGUAUUUCCCUUGAAUGCAUACAGUGACAACAAGACAGCAGCUGUUAACGCUGUUAACGCCCCACAACUAGUCGGCGGUUCUACAUUCCUCGGCGAUGCUAUCAACCUGGCUGUAUCUGAUGUGUUUGUGCAGAGCAAUGGCGACCGUCCAGAUGCUGAAAAUGUUGUUAUCUUAUUUACGGAUGGCAAAAGUAGUAAGAAGUCUGUUAUUCAUAAGAACAUUGGAAAACUUAUGACAGAAGCAACCGUUUUCGUAGUUCCAAUUUCAUCAGAUAUCGACAUGGCUGACAUAAGCGAGGUGGCUUCGUCUCCUGAUGAGGAACAUAUUUUUGCUGUGAAGAAUCCUUUGGCCCUUGAUGAAAUCAAAGAAAGAACCAUCUAUAAGCACUGCGGACGAGACGUGGCCCUGAAGGAAUAGUCUUGAUUCAGGUGCUCCUUAUCAUAUUCAAAGAGAAUGAAACGAUUUCUAAUACUGUU